AUGAAGCUCUGGAUAAUCACAUUAAUCUUAAUGGGGGUUGCUUGUGAUGUGCUAUAUUCUGAACUAGCAUCAUCGUCAACUGUUGGCUCUUGCGAAGACUUGUGUUUUUGUGAAGAAAAAGACAGCAUCUUAAUUAUAAGCUGUGAAGAAAAAGGCAUCAAGGAGAUAUCUCAAGUCCAUGUUCCACCAUCCCGGCCUUUCCAACUUAGUCUUUUAAACAAUAGUUUAACUAUGUUACAGGUCAAUGAUUUUGUCAGCUUUAUCAACGCGAUCACAUUGCAUCUUGGAUUUAACUACAUUGUGGACAUCGAACCAGGGGCAUUUAAUGGGCUAAGUCUCCUUAAACAACUCCAUAUCAACCACAAUUAUUUAGAAAUACUUAAGGAAGACACCUUCCAUGGACUGGAAAACCUGGAAUUCCUUCAAGCAGACAACAAUUUCAUCACAAUAAUUGAAUCAAGUGCCUUCAGCAAGCUCAACAGGCUUAAGGUGCUUAUUUUAAAUGACAAUGCCAUCGAAUUUCUUCCUCCCAAUGUAUUUCGCUUUGUUCCAUUAACUCACCUGGAUCUUCGAGGGAACCAACUACAAUCAUUACCUUAUGUUGGUUUUUUAGAACACAUUGGCCGAAUCCUAGACCUUCAGAUAGAAGAUAACAAAUGGAUCUGUAAUUGUGACCUACUGGAGUUAAAGAGCUGGUUAGAAAACAUGCCUCCUCAGUCCAUAAUAGGGGACGUUGUAUGCUACAACCCUCCCAUUUUGAAAGGUAGCAUUUUAAGCAGAUUAAAAACAGAGUCCCUCUGUCCAACUCCACCCCCAAAUGACCUUGAUUCUCCAUCAGGGUCAUUGCCUUUGGUGAUUACAACAUCAAUAAGUGAUAGUCAUUUCUCAACAAAGGUGAUACCUAUUUUUAAAACUCCCACCAAGGAAUCCAGUUUAACACCUCAUGUUACGAAACCAGCUACUCUUCUUCCCGGAGUAUAUUGCCCUAUACCAUGUCAGUGCACCAGCAAUAUCCUUUCAGGGAUUUUGAUGCAAUGUCAGGAACAAAACAUUGAAAGCUUGUCAGAUUUAGGUUCUCCUCCCCCCAAUCCUAAAAAGUUGAUUCUUGCCGGAAAUAUAAUCCAGACAUUACUGAAAUCAGAUCUUGUGGGUUAUGACAGUUUAGAGAUGCUCCAUUUGGGAAACAAUCGUAUUGAGAUGUUAGAAGCAGGAUCCUUUAUAAAUCUCACUGAAUUGCAAAAAUUAUAUCUCAACGGCAACCAUCUCACUAAACUAAGCCGUAAUUUGUUUUUAGGCCUGCAGCGCCUUGAGUAUUUGUACCUUGAAUAUAAUGCCAUCAAGGAGAUUUUACCUGGUACUUUCAGUCCAAUGCCAAAACUUAAGGUCCUGUACCUAAAUAACAACCUCCUCCAAACUUUACCAUCUCAUAUCUUUUCUGGAGUUCCGCUAGCCAGGUUGAAUUUGAAAACCAACCAGUUUUCCCAUUUGCCCAUUAAAAAUGUCCUAGAUGAUCUAGAUCUACUAGUACAAAUUGAAUUAGAAGACAACCCCUGGGAUUGCACUUGUGAUUUGGUCGGGCUACAACAAUGGAUACAAAAACUAAAUAGGAAUACAAUGAUGGGAGAAAUUCUCUGUACCUCUCCAAGACAUCUGGCUAAAAAGGAACUGAAAUCUCUGAACAAUGAUAUGCUUUGUCCCACUUUGAUGAACAGCCCAGCCCUCCCAACUCAUCCUAGCUUCUUAAUCAUCACAACUUCACCAACUACCACCAGUACGGCGGACACUAUUCUGAAAUCACUCACAGAAGUUAUCCCUCUCUCUGUUUUAAUUCUGGGGCUCUUGAUUGUGUUUAUAACAAUGAUUUUUUGUGCGGCUGGCAUUGUUGUUCUUGUUCUACAUCGACGGAGGCGGCACAAAAAGAAACAAACAGAAGAACAAGUGAGGGACAACAAUCCAGUCCAGCUUCAAUACAGCAUGUAUGGUCAUAAAACAACACACCAUACUACCGAACGUCCAGCCUCAACUUUGUAUGAACAACAUAUGAUCAGCCCCAUGGUUCAAGUUUAUCAAAGCCCAUCUUUCAACUCCAAAUUUGCAGGUCCUCAAGAUGAUAGGAAUGAUAAGGACGGGAAUGAUUCCAAACACCUUCGGCGAAGUCUCUUAGAAAGGGAACAUUCCUCUCCUCUCACUGGUGGUCCAAAUGUCAAGUACAAAGCUACAGACCAACCUGCUGAUUUUUUGUCCUUCCAGGACACAAGCUCACUCUAUAGGAAUAUUCUUGAGAAAGAGCGAGAACUCCAACAAUUGGGGAUAACGGAAUAUCUUCGAAAAAGCAUCGCUCAGCUACAUCCUGAGAUGGAAGUACAUUAUCCAAGAGCUCAUGAAGAACUAAAGCUGAUGGAGACACUUAUGCUCUCGCGGCCCAGAAAAGUUUUACUAGAACAGACUAAAAAUGAAUAUUUUGAGCUCAAGGCCAACCUGCAUGCUGAACCUGACUACUUGGAGGUUUUGGAACAGCACACAUGA
This is a messenger RNA of Thamnophis elegans (Western terrestrial garter snake), 2526 nucleotides long. RefSeq names its product SLIT and NTRK like family member 6 (gene SLITRK6). Gene Ontology annotation, cellular component: membrane. Gene Ontology annotation, molecular function: protein binding. The coding region runs from base 1 to 2526 and encodes 841 amino acids. The record is from RefSeq and is a predicted model, not a curated record. NCBI's taxonomy places the organism in Eukaryota, Metazoa, Chordata, Lepidosauria, Squamata, Natricidae. Gene Ontology annotation, biological process: positive regulation of synapse assembly; regulation of presynapse assembly; axonogenesis. The transcript has a single exon.